This is a messenger RNA of Arachis stenosperma, 1002 nucleotides long. Its product is annotated as protein LURP-one-related 15-like. The record is from RefSeq and is a predicted model, not a curated record. Bases 88 to 672 code for a protein of 194 amino acids. NCBI's taxonomy places the organism in Eukaryota, Viridiplantae, Streptophyta, Magnoliopsida, Fabales, Fabaceae. The transcript is spliced from 3 exons.
CUUAAUCAUUAUCCAACUCAAUUCAAUUCAAUUAUUUCUCAAAUUUGUGCCACUCAUAUUAUUAGAACCUCAAACAUUGUUAUUAUCAUGUCAAAAUCACCAACAUCAUCAUCAUCUCCACCCUCUGCCACCGCCAUAAUCAAUCAUCAGUACUGUGUUCCCCAUGAAGUUGAUCUUAUAAUCACGAAGCAGGUAACUUUUGGCGGCGAUGAUAACUUCACCGUCACAGACAUCAACAAGAACGUUGUUUUUACCGUUAUGGGUCCUCUUGCUACCUUCGUCAUGCCGCGAAAGGAACGUUUCUUGCGCGACGCUCGUGGCAACACCGUCCUCCGUCUUCGCAAGGCGAUAGGUGACGAUAUUUGGAAAGCAUAUAGAGGUGAAAGUACGGAACAAAGGGAUUUGAUUUUAAGUCGGAGACAACCGCCACCCUUCCAGCUAAAAGCCAACAUGGGCGUUUUCUUAGCAAAUAACACCACACAAGUUUGUGACUUCAAGAUUCUCAAAGAAAAUUCCUUCGGUCAAUCUUGGCUUGUUUGCAUCGGCGAAUCAGACAACGUCGUUGCCCAGAUGCAGGACGUGAGGUUUCCCGCUGAGGCAUGCUGGAGACUUCUAGAUUCGCGAAGAUCCUUUGUUCUCGGGGCUAUGUUUUGGUUUAUAUGUUUUGCUUAGAUACUUUUAUCUCCAUUAAAUAAUACAAACUAUGAUGACUCCUCUUAUGGGAGAUUUUGGAGAAUAGGUUUUAUGUAUUUGUGUCCCUUUGGGGUUUUUCUUAUUUUAUCAUAUGUAUAUACUGCUAUGCUCGGACCGGUUAUCUUCGCAGCCGGAUCUUGAGUCUUGAUAUUCCUGUUUUUGACACUCCUUUGUAUAUAUAUAAUCUCGCGUUGGUUUAUCCUUGUUCGUUACGUUAUCGAUCGGAGUGUUGCGCUUUGAGUUGCGAUUUUUGUCUACCCCUUUUCUAUAAAGGCUCCUAGUUAUAAUCAAUCAUUCAUACUACUAUAC